AAAAUCCCCUUCUCUUUCCUGGAUUUAUAUUUACUGAUGAGCUAUACUGCAUUACUUUUAUUCGCAAAGUUUUCAUUACUUUUACUCUAUUUCAGUUUUGGUAUUGUAGAAUUUGAGGAUUUCUGUUUAUUCUCAGCCUGAAAAAAUGGUGGAAUUGGAUGAGAGCAAGUUUGAUAUGCACCUGAAGCUGUUGGCGCUUCGAAUUCCGCGCCAACAUUGCAAAAUCGCCACUCGAAUAUUCAACGGAUAUAUGAUUAACAGGCCACGCAUAAAGCCUAUCGCAGAAGAUCCUACAAGUGAAAAGAACCGCUACGUAAUUUUAUCUGAAAACAUCCAGAAUCCAGAUUUAUCAGAAGUUCCAGCUCAAAAGCUUGCUGAACUGAAAGGUCUUUGCGAGGUUGAAGUAGUUCCUUAUUCACUGACAUUGGGGUAUUCCUAUUGGAGUGCAGACCAUAUACUAAAACAGAUUCUGCCUCCUGGACUUGAAGUUCCAUCAUCCUUUGAGACAAUAGGUCAUAUUGCUCAUUUGAACAUAACCGAUGAGCUUCUUCCGUACAAGGAUGUCAUUGCAAAAGUCAUCUACGAUAAAAAUUACCCCAGAAUUCAGACAAUUGUGAAUAAAGUUGGAAGCAUCACAAAUGAAUUUCGAGUUCCAAAAUUUGAAGUAUUAGCUGGGAAAGAUGAUAUGGUAACAGAGGUAAAGCAAUAUGGAUCAAAUUUCAAGCUUGAUUAUCGCUUGGUUUAUUGGAAUUCAAGACUGGAACAUGAACACCUAAGACUGGUCUCACAGUUCAAGUCAGGAGAGACAAUAUGUGACAUGUUUGCUGGUAUUGGUCCAUUUGCUAUUCCAGCAGCACAGAAAGGUUGUAGAGUGUAUGCAAAUGAUUUAAACCCAGAUAGCGUCCAGUAUCUGAAAAUCAAUGCUGAAAUCAACAAGGUCAAUGAUCUAGUCUUUGCAUAUAAUAUGGAUGCAAGGAAAUUUGUAUCUCUACUGAUGGCUAUACCUUCUAAUGAAGGAAAUUUUGAAUCUGAUGUUCAACUGAAUUCAUCUAGGCCAUUUGAUAACCAAGCAAAUGGAGGACUAAUGUCUGGAGAGACAACUGUGUCAGAUGAGAUGAAAGAAAUGCCAGAUAAAAUUUCAAGGAAUACUGAGAGUGUUGAUGGUCAUGAAGGCUCAUCUGUUACGGUAGAUGUGAAUGUAACGCCAUUUGAUAACCAAGCAAAUGGAGGACUAAUGUCUGGAGAGACAACUGUAUCAGAUGAGAUGAAAGAAAUGCCAGAUAAAAUUUCAAGGAAUACUGAGAGUGUUGAUGGUCAUGAAGGCUCAUCUGUUACGGUAGAUGUGAAUGUAACGCCAUUUGAUAACCAAGCAAAUGGAGGACUAAUGUCUGGAGAGACAACUGUAUCAGAUGAGAUGAAAGAGAUGCCAGAAAAAAUUUCAAGGAAUACUGAGAGUGUUGAUGGUCAUGAAGGCUCAUCUGUUACGGUAGAUGUGAAUGUAACAGCUGCUAAAAGAUGUUCUGAGACUUCUCUAGAAGGAAAUGAUACUGUUGAUGGUAGCAGUGCUUCUCUGAAUGGUGCAAGAAAGAGAAGGUUGAACAAGAGGAUGAGAAUUUCUGAGCCAUCGGAUGCAAAUCCCUGGGAGCAUGUAGAUCAUGUUAUAAUGAACCUACCAGCCUCUGCCCUGCAAUUUCUUGAUGCAUUUAGAGGCCUUAUUGAAAGGAGAUAUUGGAAGGGCUCUUUGCCUUGGAUUCACUGCUAUUGUUUCAUGCGCUCAACUGAGACAAAGGAAUAUGUAAUUUCCGAAGCAGAGACUGCCUUGAAUGCUAAAAUAUCGGACCCAAUAUUUCACAGGGUUAGAGAUGUUGCUCCAAACAAGGCGAUGUUUUGUUUAAGCUUUAGAUUACCCAAGGAAACUUGUAAAGAUCACGAAGUUGACCAUAGCACUCUUCAUUCCUCUGGAGAAUCUUGAGCAGCCCCUGAAGGUCAUGUUUAGAUUCCUGGAUAUCCUCUAGUUGGAAGAAUUGGCUCUUUGUGUUUUCCUAUAUUGAAAAGACAGUGCAGCAGAGGAGAUGCUCAAACAAUUGACAAAAGGAAUGCAUCUCAGAUGAUGUCUGCUGUCAAUCAGGCAUUUCGCUCACUCAAGUGGAAACUAGUUAGUCUUAACUCAGAACAAAAUUCAUAAAGAGGCAUUCAUUUUCUUCUUUCUUUGAACGAAACUCGAAACUCCAUGUAGCUAGCUUUAUUUUCAGAUUAGCAAUGAAGUUUAUAUUUAUUGUCUUA
Ipomoea nil (Japanese morning glory) is the source of this 2283-nucleotide messenger RNA. Its product is annotated as tRNA (guanine(37)-N1)-methyltransferase 2-like. Gene Ontology annotation, biological process: tRNA N1-guanine methylation. The transcript is spliced from 13 exons. Gene Ontology annotation, cellular component: cytoplasm. The coding region runs from base 146 to 1972 and encodes 608 amino acids. The record is from RefSeq and is a predicted model, not a curated record. Lineage: Eukaryota; Viridiplantae; Streptophyta; Magnoliopsida; Solanales; Convolvulaceae.